Molecule: messenger RNA, 1812 nt
Organism: Dictyostelium discoideum AX4
Lineage: Eukaryota; Evosea; Eumycetozoa; Dictyosteliales; Dictyosteliaceae
Gene: pgmB
Exons: 1
Coding region: 1-1812 (603 amino acids)
Biological process (GO): carbohydrate metabolic process
Cellular component (GO): cytoplasm
Molecular function (GO): intramolecular phosphotransferase activity; magnesium ion binding; phosphoglucomutase activity
Source: RefSeq, a predicted model, not a curated record
AUGACAGAUAAAAUUAAUAAUUUAAUUAAUCAAUGGUUAAAAUGGGAUAAAAAUGAAAUUACAAGAAAGGAAAUUGAACAAUUAAAAGAGAAUAACAAUGAAAAAGAGUUAUUAGUUAGAUUAGAAGAAAGAAUUCAAUUUGGUACAGCAGGUUUAAGAGGAGCUAUGAGAGCAGGUUUCUCAUGUAUGAAUGAUUUAACAGUUACACAAGCAAGUCAAGGAUUAUGCGAAUAUGUCAUUGAAACAAUUGAACAAUCAAAGAGUAAAGGUAUAGUAAUUGGAUAUGAUGGUCGUCACAAUUCGUACAUUUUCGCUAAAAUCACUGCAGCAACAUUCAAAUCAAAGGGAUUCAAAGUUUAUUUAUUCUCUCAUAUUGUACCAACACCAUACGUUUCAUUCGCAGUACCAAAUUUGAAGGCGGCAAUUGGUGUAAUGAUUACAGCAUCACAUAAUCCAAAGAACGAUAAUGGAUAUAAAGUGUAUUGGGAGACUGGUUGCCAAAUUAAUACACCACAUGAUAAAGGAAUUUCAAAGAAGAUUGACGAAAAUUUAGAGCCAUGGUCAAAUGUAGACGCAACAUCUGAUAUUAAAUAUGGUAAUGGUGAUGAUGGUGAGUCAAUGAUUGACCCAUUGUCAGUGAUUACUGAAUUGUAUAAUAAGAAUAUUAAAGAGUAUUCAGUUGGUUCCAAAAUCGAAUUGGCAAACGAGCCAAUAGUGUAUACUGCAAUGCAUGGUGUUGGUGGUGUUUAUGCAAAGAAGGCAUUUGAGACAUUCCAAUUGAAACCAUUCAUACCGGUGGCACAACAAAUCGAACCAGAUGCUGAAUUUCCAACUGUCACAUACCCAAAUCCAGAGGAGGGUAAAGGCGCAUUGAAGUUAUCAAUUGAGACAGCAGAGGCAAAUAAUAGUCGUUUAAUUUUAGCAAAUGAUCCAGAUGCCGAUCGUUUAGCUGUCGCAGAGAAACUUGCUGAUGGUAGUUGGAAAGUUUUCAAUGGUAAUGAGAUUGGUGUGCUUUUAGCUGACUGGGCUUGGACUAACAGAUCUACGUUGACUAAAGGUGGUAGCACAUUGGAGAAUAAUAAAUACUUUAUGAUCAAUACAGCUGUGUCAUCAGCUAUGUUAAAGACAAUGUCAGAGAAGGAAGGUUUCAUUCAUCAAGAAUGCUUAACUGGUUUUAAAUGGAUUGGUAAUGCCGCAUACAAUGCAAUCAAUAAUAACGACGGUACCACCUUUUUAUUUGGAUAUGAAGAGGCAAUUGGUUUUCAAUAUGGUGAUGUCUCAUUCGACAAAGAUGGUGUUAGAGCUGCUGCAAUCUUUGCUGAAUUCGCCCUAUCACUCUAUAAAAAAGGUAGUUCAGUUCAAGAUCAUUUAGAAUCAAUGUAUAAACGUUAUGGUUAUCAUAUUAGUAAGAAUCGUUAUUUCUUUUGUUAUGAACCAUCAAAAAUGGUUUCAAUUUUCAAUAAAAUUAGAAAUGAUGGUAAAUAUUUAACAAAGUUAGGUGAUGAUGAUGAUGAACAAUUUACAAUCACUCGUAUUCGUGAUCUUACUACAGGUUAUGAUAAUGGUUAUCCAGAUUGUAAGGCAAGAUUACCAGUAAGUUCAUCAACUCAAAUGAUUACAUUUUAUUUUAAGAAUGGUGGUAUCGCUACAUUAAGAGGUAGUGGUACUGAACCAAAAUUAAAAUAUUAUGUUGAAAUGAUUGGAGAAGUUAAAUCUAAUGUUGAAUCAACACUCACCAAAGCUGUUGAACUUGUUAUUAAUCAAUUAUUAAAACCAAUUGAAAAUCAAUUAGAACCACCAAAAGAUGAUUAA